CUGUAAAAUUGCUAGCAAAAGCGGUGGAAUCGUUUAACAUAGUUGAAAUCGGACGAUUUUAGCGAUUAUACAAAUUCUAGCAAAACCCAUAAUAUUACACGUGCUUUACUUAAAAACCUACUACAACUCUCAAAAAUCCUUUUUCCCUAAAAAUGUCCCGCAGCCUUCCUCACCUUUCCCCUAUUUUCAUCUAAAAAACCCUAGGCUAGAUCAUUCAACCUUUCUUCUUCUUCGUCUGCCAUUGUCAUCGGCUUGCGGGUUUGCAAUUUUCAUUCAACUGAUCUCGACUCUUCCACCAUUUUCAUUCAGUCGAACAACAAUUCACAGUCGAAGAAUAACAGUCGAAGAACAAUCGAAGAACAUUUUCAAUUCAUCAACAUUUUUCUUCGUCUGCCAUUUUCAUAGUUGUUCAGUAAUUGUAAGCUUCUAUCUUUCAACUGGGCAUACAACUCUUUGAACAAGAACUCAUAACAUGGAGGAGUGGGAGGACGAACCGGUGUCACUAAUCCUCAAAAAGGACCAACCUAGGAGUAAUUGGGAUGAUGAAGAUGUUGAUGAUGAUGGAGUGAAAGAAUCUUGGGAGGAUGAAGAUGAACCUGAACCGGCUCCUGCACCGGUUAAAGCACUUGAAAAACCUGCCAAGAAAACUGGAUCCAAGGAAACAGGAAAAAAAGGAAAAACAGAAGUUGUUGAAGAUAUAGUAUUGGAUCCUGUAGCAGAGAAACUCCGUCAGCAAAGGCUGGUGGAGGAAGCAGAUUAUAAGUCUACAACCGAGCUGUUUGCCGGAACAAGUGAUGAGAAGAGUAAUAAAAUUAAGAGUCUUGACAAUAUUAUACCCAAAUCUGAAAAUGACUUUUUAGAAUAUGCUGAACUGGUUUCUCAAAGGCUUCGUCUACAUGAAAAAAGUUACCAUUACAUUGGGUUACUGAAGGCAGUUAUGAGACUUUCAAUGACUUCAUUGAAAGCUUCUGAUGCAAAGGAAGUUGCCUCUUCAAUUACAGCAAUAGCAAAUGAAAAGCUGAAGGCAGAGAAAGAGGCCAAUGCUGGUAAAAAGAAAACAGGCUUAAAGAAGAAGCAGCUUCAUGUUGAUAAACCUGAUGAUGAUCUUGUUGUUAAUGCCUACGACGAUAUUGACGACUAUGAUUUUAUGUGAGCAGCAAUCACAAUUGAUUGAAUGGAAAUCUAGUCAGUGUCCUUUUCCUCUCCAUGGAAUUGUUAUAUUACAACUUUUUAGCUACAGAGGAAAAGAUGCCAUGGAUUAGCGUCGCAUUAUUCAGAAGAGUUUCUUUUGUGGCAAGUCCGUCAGUAGAUUUUAUAUGCUUGCAUAAGUUGUUACAAAACCAUAGAGUUUUGAGAAUGAUAAGACUGCGUAAUCCAGUAUAUAACUGGAACUGAUGAGUUCGAUUUUUGUUACAGCUUUCUCUACCUCGAGGCUAAUAAUAGCCUAAUACAUUCAUGAAUGAGAUUUGAUCUGUAAUAGUUGCCAAAACUGUUGAUUU
This is a messenger RNA of Amaranthus tricolor (Joseph's coat), 1499 nucleotides long. RefSeq lists its product as uncharacterized. The coding region runs from base 473 to 1153 and encodes 226 amino acids. Lineage: Eukaryota; Viridiplantae; Streptophyta; Magnoliopsida; Caryophyllales; Amaranthaceae. Gene Ontology annotation, molecular function: translation initiation factor activity. The record is from RefSeq and is a predicted model, not a curated record. Gene Ontology annotation, cellular component: eukaryotic translation initiation factor 3 complex; cytoplasm. The transcript is spliced from 7 exons.